GAAUGUAUAGGUUUAGAUAAGUUAUUGAAUGCAAAUGUUAAGAUAAUGGUAAUGGAAUGUAAAGGUUUGGAUAGAAGUCUAAAUUCAUAAAUAUAAAUGGAAUGAAAUGGGUUUCCUGUGUCCCUUGUGAGCAGCUAGAGAACUACAUCCAGGAAAACGUGCGUUCCAGGAUGGAGGAGAUGAAGAGGAACGCCGCCCACACCCAGACGGCGGCCAUGUUGGAAAUGGGAACCAACCUCUUGAGCCAAUCAGCUGAGCAGACCCGCAAACUGACGGAUGUGGAGACCCAGGUGUUGAACCAAACCAGCAGGCUGGAGAUCCAGCUGUUGGAGAACUCUCUGUUCACCAGCCGCCUGGAGAACCACAUCCUGCUGCAGAACCAGGAGAUCUCACGACUCAACCACAAAAACAGUCUCCUGGGGCAGAGGGUCUCCUCCCUGGAGGCCAGGCACCAGAGGGAGCAGCAGGACCUGAUGGAGCUGGUGGAGAGGCAGAGCUGGCUGGUGGGGCAGCUGCAGGCAGGGCUGGGGGCGUCCAGCCACAACAGCAGCCUGCUGCAGAGACAGCAGGCCUCCCUCACAGACACCGUGCAGCAGCUCCUGGCUCUGGUCACACACUGCAACGAAAUCUCCAGCCCUCCUAUAGAGGAGGGGUCCAGUCUGAGGGACUGUGCUGAGCUCUUCAGGUCAGGGGUCACAGAGAGCGGCGUCUACAGCAUACGGCUCCCCAACUCCACACGCACCGUCAAGGUGUUUUGUGACAUGAAGACGAGAGGAGGAGGCUGGACGGUUCUACAGCAUCGCAAAGACGGAUCAGUGGACUUCCAUCGUGGCUGGAAGGACUACAAAACUGGUUUUGGGGACCCCUCUGGAGAGUACUGGCUGGGGAAUGAUGUCAUCCACCAUGUGACCAGCUCCCAGGAGUACAGUCUGCAUGUCCUGCUGCAGGAUGGACAGAGGAACCAAGCCUACUCACACUAUGACCACUUCUACAUAAAUGGAGAGGACAAGAACUACAGCCUCCAUACCCAGGGCUUCAGUGGCACAGCAGGCAAGACCAGCAGUCUGACCCACCCUGGUACCCCGUUCAGCACCAAGGACAGGGACAACGACCGCUGCAGCUGUAAGUGUGCCCAGAUGGCAUCAGGAGGUUGGUGGUUUGAAGCCUGCGGGCCGUCCAACCUCAACGGGAUCUUCUACCCCGGAGUCUCCAACAUGGUUCGCUACAACGGCAUCAAGUGGUACUACUGGAAGGGCCCGGGUCUGAUGGCUACCAUGACGACCAUGAUGGUCCGCCCUGCAGACUUCUGAUGGCGCCGGCUGAUGAUGUCAUAUCAUGCAGCGGUGUCUGACAUUGAACAUUUUCUGGAAGAGAGAGUUGAUGAGAAGCUGAGAGUUGAUGUAAGAGUGAAUGAGGACUGGGGAUGCACAGUAGACUGUAAGAACACACUGUUGUGUUUCUGGUUAUUAGUGAAAGUACAGUCUCUUUUAUGUAUUCUUCUUUGGUUCUUCAUACACAACAUGAAUGUUACAAACAAGUCUCUGAAUGUUGCCAGCUAAACCGCAGAGAUUCUCUCAUUCUUAUGAACCUUUUUAUUUCAAAGAGAUUUACCUCCUUAUGCUAAAUUAAAGGUGGUGUAUUUUUAGUAAGUUUAUUCAAUUUCCAAAGCAGAAUUAUUUUAAUAAAAAAGUAAUAAAAUCCAUAUUUUCUGGG
Osmerus eperlanus (European smelt) is the source of this 1713-nucleotide messenger RNA. Its product is annotated as angiopoietin-2-like. The transcript has 8 exons. Gene Ontology annotation, biological process: Tie signaling pathway. NCBI's taxonomy places the organism in Eukaryota, Metazoa, Chordata, Actinopteri, Osmeriformes, Osmeridae. Gene Ontology annotation, molecular function: receptor tyrosine kinase binding. Bases 102 to 1310 code for a protein of 402 amino acids. The record is from RefSeq and is a predicted model, not a curated record.